Scleropages formosus (Asian bonytongue) is the source of this 1394-nucleotide messenger RNA. Its product is annotated as 26S proteasome regulatory subunit 7-like. Gene Ontology annotation, molecular function: ATP binding; ATP hydrolysis activity. The transcript is spliced from 12 exons. The record is from RefSeq and is a predicted model, not a curated record. NCBI's taxonomy places the organism in Eukaryota, Metazoa, Chordata, Actinopteri, Osteoglossiformes, Osteoglossidae. Bases 79 to 1380 code for a protein of 433 amino acids.
GAAGACACAAACUGCUUCGUAAUCGGUAUUUUUAGUCCCAAGACAGUGUUUUGUACUAUUUCAUUAGGUAUUUCAGUCAUGCCAGAUUAUUUGGGAACCGAGCAGAGAAAAAUUAAAGAAGAGGAUAAAGAAGAAAAACCGAUCAGAGCUUUAGAUGAAGGAGAUAUUGCUCUUUUGAAGACAUAUGGCCAGAGCACGUACUCCAGGCAAAUAAAACAAGUGGAAGAUGACAUCCAGCAGUUGCUCAAGAAGAUCAAUGAGCUCACUGGCAUCAAAGAGUCUGACACUGGACUGGCACCCCCCGCUCUUUGGGAUUUGGCUGCGGACAAACAGACUCUGCAAAGUGAACAGCCUCUGCAGGUUGCUAGAUGCACUAAGAUUAUCAAUGCUGACUCUGAAGAUCCAAAGUACAUCAUCAAUGUGAAACAAUUUGCAAAGUUUGUGGUGGACCUGAGUGAUCAGGUGGCCCCCACAGACAUCGAGGAGGGGAUGAGAGUUGGUGUUGACAGGAACAAGUACCAGAUCCACAUUCCUCUUCCUCCUAAAAUUGAUCCUACUGUAACCAUGAUGCAGGUGGAGGAAAAACCUGAUGUGACUUACAGUGAUGUGGGGGGAUGCAAGGAGCAAAUUGAGAAACUCAGGGAGGUGGUUGAAACCCCACUGCUUCAUCCAGAGCGCUUUGUGAGCCUGGGCAUUGAACCUCCAAAGGGAGUCCUGCUGUUUGGCCCCCCUGGCACAGGCAAGACCCUUUGUGCCCGUGCCGUGGCCAACCGUACAGAUGCCUGCUUUAUCCGCGUCAUUGGCUCCGAGCUAGUGCAGAAGUAUGUGGGCGAGGGUGCCAGGAUGGUCCGUGAACUUUUUGAAAUGGCAAGAACAAAGAAGGCUUGCCUCAUUUUCUUUGAUGAAAUCGAUGCCAUCGGAGGGGCCCGCUUUGAUGAUGGUGCUGGGGGAGACAACGAGGUCCAGAGGACUAUGCUGGAGCUCAUCAACCAAUUAGAUGGCUUUGACCCCAGGGGCAAUAUCAAAGUUCUGAUGGCUACAAACCGGCCUGACACGCUGGACCCAGCUUUGAUGAGACCAGGACGACUGGACCGGAAGAUUGAGUUCAGCCUGCCGGAUUUGGAGGGUCGUACUCACAUCUUUAAGAUUCAUGCUCGCUCCAUGAGCGUCGAGCGGGACAUCCGCUUUGAACUGCUGGCUCGACUUUGCCCCAAUAGCACAGGUGCAGAGAUCCGAAGUGUGUGUACAGAAGCUGGAAUGUUUGCCAUUAGAGCCCGCAGGAAAAUAGCAACAGAAAAGGACUUCCUGGAGGCCGUCAACAAGGUCAUCAAGUCCUAUGCCAAGUUUAGCGCAACCCCAAGAUACAUGACCUACAACUGAAGGUGUUUAUCAAG